GUACCGUUACCGAGUCGCCCGCACAAAUACCGACCUUUGUAUCUGAGUGUAAUUUGACGUUUUGCAGACCGAAGGUCAACCUUUAACCGCUUGUUUAUAUAGAAAAAAGCGAAUGAACUCAUCGCCCGUGUUGGUGUCUGGGGGUGAGUAAACUUCAUGUACAGAGUGAGGCUGAUGACGGAGUUUACAGUUUAAAGAAAUUUACUCGAAGCUCAGAAUCUUACAUCUCGCGUCCAGACUCUUCUGCCGCCAUGAACUUUUUCUUAGAGACCCUAAAGGUGCUCGGGUUGACGGUCGUGUACUACCUAGAAGCGCUUUUCCGGCUAUUUGUGCCAGCGCGGAGGAAGAGUGUCGCGGGUGAGGUGGUGCUGCUGACCGGUGCCGGAUCUGGACUCGGCCGAAUCAUGGCGCAGGAGUUCGCGCGGCUUGGCGCGCGCCUCGUCCUCUGGGACAUCGACGAGGCUGGAAACCUGGAGACCGCGCGCCUCGUGCAAGAAGCGCACGGCGCGCGAGCGCACACAUACACCUGCGACUGUAGCAGCCGGGAGGAGGUGUACAAAGUUGCCGACAAAGUCAAACGAGAGGUGGGUGAUGUUAAUAUUCUGGUGAACAAUGCUGGUGUUGUCACGGGGAAGAAGUUCCUGCAGUCUUCAGAUACGCUUAUGGAGGUCAACAGCAUGGCACAUUUCUGGACGUGUAAGGCCUUUCUUCCAGCUAUGAUUGCUGCAAACCAUGGUCAUGUGGUCAGCAUAGCUAGCUCAGCUGGACUUAUCGGUGUUAGCGGACUGGCAGAUUACUGUGCUAGCAAGUUUGCUGCAGUGGGCUUUGCCGAGUCCAUAGGUCUGGAGAUGUUGGCUAUGGGCUGCGAUGGAGUGAAGACCACCAUAGUUUGUCCGUUUUUCAUCAACACUGGAAUGUUUGAAGGGGCUAACACAAAGUGGCCGAGACUCAUGCCCAUUUUGGAGCCAAAUUAUGUGUGUAGAAAGAUCGUGGAUGCUGUUCAGAGAGAUCAGGUCUAUGUCUAUCUGCCUCGUAGCAUCUAUGUAAUCAUCGCUCUAAAGAAUUUGUUGCCCGUUAAAGUAGGAGUGCUGCUUGGUGAAUAUAUGGGAGCUUUUGACUUUAUGGCUAAGUUCAAAGGGCAUGGCAAGAAGAGCAACUGAAGCCUGAGGAAAAAUUAACCCCAUCCGUGAAGCUUCGGAAUCACUAAACUGCAUUUAGAAGAAUAAAGCAAUGAAGAAUUAUUUAAAAAUAUGCAAAGCAAUAGCAAUGCAAAUACAGCUCUAAGCUGUAAUCACUCACAGGCACUUGAUCUGGAAAAGACAUCAAAUUUGCCAGUAUAAUAACAAUGUAAUAAUAGUAGCAAAUGUCUAAAGAUGUUUUACAAUACCGUUUGUGUUUAGUGGAGAUCAUUUGUAAACUAAAGCAGCUAGUACAUACUGGUUGCAAAUGUGUCAUAUCUUGUAUUGUUGAAAUAUUUUUAACGAAGGGCAAAAGCUUUUUUAACUUUUUAACUAAGAGUGAUAUGUAGGUAGUAUGGAACUGUUGAAGCAAUUAAACUCCUUUCAACGUGAAACCUAAUAAACUUUAUAAAUUUUUA
Silurus meridionalis is the source of this 1597-nucleotide messenger RNA. RefSeq names its product short chain dehydrogenase/reductase family 16C, member 5b (gene sdr16c5b). The transcript has 6 exons. Gene Ontology annotation, molecular function: oxidoreductase activity, acting on the CH-OH group of donors, NAD or NADP as acceptor. Gene Ontology annotation, cellular component: lipid droplet. The record is from RefSeq and is a predicted model, not a curated record. Lineage: Eukaryota; Metazoa; Chordata; Actinopteri; Siluriformes; Siluridae. Bases 252 to 1160 code for a protein of 302 amino acids.